AUGCUGGCUAGCAUCAUUUUAGAUCAAAACUUCCCGCAUUACACAAACCUGGACUACAUUUCCGGAAAAGUGUUUGUACAGACGCAGACCGCGACGACAGUCUCUAGCAUCGUAGUAAAGCUCGAGGGUGAAUCGAGGACAAGAUUGCUACCGCCCCCGACCCCAUCCGACGACAGGCAGAAGCCUCAAUUGGAGUUUCAUAAGGGUCAUUGCGGGUGUNUUCCCUUCAACAAUGCAUGCGAACCGUCGUCCAACUCUAAUCCGACCGUUACAUUCUUCGGAGGUCUCAAUGUGGAGAUGUACAAAUCACCGCAUAGCCAUGUCAAGAAGACAUUACCACCGACACUAGUAGGAUCUCCUGGCGAAGCCGAAAUCCGUUAUUAUGUCAAGGUAACUGUCAACCGACCCAGUCUCUUCAAGGAGAACGCUCGCGCCUAUGUCCCAUUCAAUUUCUGCCCAAUCGAGCCGCCACGUCCACCACCAUCGGAUGCCUUGGGAUAUGCACGACGUCGGCAUCAAUUCAACAUGAACAUGCCUUCCACACCCACGGCAAUUCCUAGCAAAUCCAAGAUGGCUUCUUUCUUCGGCGGCUCGAAGAAGCCCAGUGGAUCCACGUCAGGAAGCACGACACCAACAGCCCCGUUCAUAGCCGUCGACAUACGCUUACCAGAGCCUGCGAUCCUGACUUGUGCAAAACCAGUACCUGCCCGUCUCAUCGUCACAUGUUUGAACGGCAAAACUACUGCUUUGACACUCUUGUCUCUGCAGCUCGAAGUCGUGGCCAUCACCAAGAUCCGGGCGCAGAACGUCGGCAGGGUUGAGCGCAGCAGCUCAGUAUUGUUCUCUCGCAGCGGUAUGGCAGUCCCACUUCAAUUUGGUGACAGCGCAGCCAGAGAUGCAAUCGUACCCAAUGGCGGACAAAUCGAGUCAGAAGCUGAGAUCGACUCUCGAUACUGGGGCGAUAUACCUUUGCCUAACAUCGUACCACCCAGUUUCGAGACUUGCAACAUCACUCGCACGUAUGAGAUUGUCGCUCGCGUCGGUAUUCGCUAUGACGGCACUGCGUCAAUGCCUCAAACAACCACCAUAGACCUCCAUCUACCUGUCCAGAUUUUCUCAGGCAUUACUCCACCUCCUGAGCUUCUUGAAGCCAUGGCGAGGGCUCAAGCCCAGGGCUCAACUGAUGAUUCUUCUGCGCCGCCUGUACCACCUAGACCCAGUUACCCAGCAGACACCAAAUCUGCAUCUGGAGCACCGCCACUUCCAGCUCGUAAACCAGUUGCGUCUGCAGCGACAGCAGAGACCGCACAGGCACCAGUCCAGGCCGUACAGCACGUGGACCAUUCGGGCGAGGAGCCGCCUUAUGGCGACGCGCCACCUAGCUACGAAGAUGCCGUGGCUAUGGAAGUUCAGCCAAUGAGUGGAAUUCAGAGGGCCGAGUACGCACCGCCUGUCGUGGAUGAAGAUCCAUUGUUAAGCUCUGGUAGGGGCGAGAAGAGCGGAUGGCAUUGA
This is a messenger RNA of Aureobasidium vineae, 1512 nucleotides long. The record is from the annotation of a GenBank genome assembly. NCBI's taxonomy places the organism in Eukaryota, Fungi, Ascomycota, Dothideomycetes, Dothideales, Saccotheciaceae.